AUGAACCCAGUGACCAAAGCAUUGAGGAAGUUCUGUGUGAAGCUCCAGAAUGUUUUAAAGGAUUUUUGGCCUGACCCACAAAGAGACACUUUGGGGACAGAGGAAGGGAACACAGUGAACACCAAAGAUGACCUGCCCUGGCAGAUGAGGAUGAAGUUUAACAACCAGCUGAAUACAGUGGAUCUGUACACCCUCAACAACACACACACAAACAUCCCCAAGAUCAGGGAGGGACGACAGGCAGCACAGUUCUGGGCAGCAUAUGUACCAUGUGAGACUCAGUACAAAGAUGCCGCCAGACAAAUUCUUCAGCAGAUUGACGUCAUCCACAGAAUGUGUAUGAAAUACCCAGAAGCCUUCAUGUUUGCUACCAGCAGCAAAGAUAUCAUGGAUGCCUUUAGUCAGAACAGGACGGCCAGACAGAUCGGGGUGGAAGGAGGACACUCUUUGGACAGCAGCCUGGGCACCCUGCGCACCAAGUACCACUCGGGGGUCCGCUACCUCACCCUUACCCACAGCUGCAACACACCAUGGGCAGAUAAUUGGCUAGUGGAUUCGGGAGCCAAGUCAUCGCAGCACAAUGGACUUUCUGAGUUUGGAAAGCAACUGAUAUUUGAGAUGAACCGCAUUGGGAUGUGGAUUGACUUGGCCCACGUGUCAGAGAAAGUGAUGAACCAGGUUCUAGACCUGUCCAAAGCGCCAGUCAUCUUCAGCCACUCCUCUGCCUACGCUGUGUGCCCACACAAGAGGAACGUGCCUGACGACGUCCCGAGGAAGGUGGUGAGUGAAAGGGGAGAGGGGGUCUCGGAGUUUCUGGAGGAUGUGUCUAAGGACCCUGCUCUGGUGGCAGAGCUGCUGAGUGUGUUCAGAGAGGUGGAGCAUGUAGAGGCAGCCAGAUGA
Salvelinus fontinalis (brook trout) is the source of this 900-nucleotide messenger RNA. RefSeq names its product dipeptidase 1-like. Bases 1 to 900 code for a protein of 299 amino acids. Gene Ontology annotation, biological process: proteolysis. Gene Ontology annotation, molecular function: metallodipeptidase activity. Lineage: Eukaryota; Metazoa; Chordata; Actinopteri; Salmoniformes; Salmonidae. The record is from RefSeq and is a predicted model, not a curated record. The transcript is spliced from 8 exons.